UCAAGGAGAGGUUUGGGUUUGGGGGUUUUUUUUGUGGCUGAUUCUUGUAGUACUUACAAACCAACACAAGAGGGUAGUAUUUACAUAGGAAAGCAGCUCACGAGCUUGGUGGUGAAGAAAAACAGGUACUGUAGAGGCUCUUUCUGUUCCCCUAUUUAUUUUUCUGCCUUAGGCAGAGUUCAGUGCUGUAUAAGGAGACUUCUGCAAGAAUGGGAUAAAUGUACUUGUCGUCAUAUCAAACCAGUUGGUUUGUGCUCGUUCCCACUGGCAAUAAAAAUUUUCACACUGGACAUUUCUGCUGGUGGGUGGGCAGAGAAGGGCCAGAAGCUCCUUUGUGAUCACUCAACAUGAAAAUUUAAUGUCUGUUAGAACCAUUCAUAAGCUGGAUUUUCUGCUACAUGAAAAACAAUGUUCAAAAGAUUCUUUUUUAGAUUUAAAUGGAAAGCAGAAACUACUGCAGUAGUCAAGAUGAGCACAAUGGUUACUUUAUUGUGUCAACAUUAAGUCUAAUAUACACACGUAUGCUAGAAUGCUUUUAUACUUUUGUUUGGGGCAGCACAUUUUGCAAAAUUACAAAAACCAGCAUGGUUAAAACUAAGGGGAACAUUAUUUUUCUUUUUUAUUUAAAACAGCUCUGUUGUCUUCAUGAGAAACAAACAUACCCUCUGUGUGAGAAGAGUGCCAGUGUUCUUAUGUUAUCCCUUUUUUUUUUUUUUGUAGCAAUUUACUCAAAUCUCCUGAAUAGUCACCUUGAAGUUUGAUAGCUCUAAAGCAGUCUAAGAUCAGUGGCAGAUAAGUAAGGGUACAAAUCUUGGGUGUGUUGACUGCUAAGAGCAUUCUUAGAAAGAGAGUGUGCAUCCUGCAUGUGUCCUAGUGCAGAGAGGCAGGGGUGGAAGCCCAGUAAUGAGAACAUGUUAAUUCUACAGGGCCCUUUGGUAGGGAUCCCCACAGGUAAGAGGAAACAGCCCUAGAAUGCACCAGAGACAGAGGAAUAAAAUGAGUUAGCAUAUGGGUGGAGAUGCAAAUGCUUGUUCUCCAUGAAGCAAGGGAACUCUUCCCAACUGGUCCUCUGUGCUGCUGGAUGCUUGAACAAAAUUUCUUAGCCUUCAUGAGCAGGACAGGGUUGGUCCCGCUCUCAGCAAAUGAAUACUGAAGCCCUCUGAGGCUCCUGGGUCUCUGGAAAACCUCUUAGUGUUACUCCCAGCUAUGUAAUGGGUGGCAUGCAGAGUCAGUCCUGAACCAAUCUUGUAAAGUGAUGUGAAGGGCAAUUUUACUGCUGGAGGAGGUAGGGCAGGGUCAUUCCUCUCAGAAGUAGUAUGAGGCUUUCUUUAACAGAUUGGUGGGGUCUCUAGCAUCUCUCUGCAUUCUUUCCUGUGUGGAAGGCUGCAACAGCAGAGGGGAUCUGUCUUGCCCCUUGAUGGGAUCAAAGAUUCUCUAUCCCUUCUCUGCAGUUGCAAGAAUAACAGAGGAGAGACAUAGAGCUGCUCCUUGUAAAAGGGUGCAGAGCCUCCUUGAGAGGAGUAACUCCUAGACAGCUGGCCACCUCCCUUGAGUUAGAAUGACAAGCUGUAGAAACACUUGACACUAGAAAAGCAAAGGUCUCACCACACCCACAUUCUCACUGGUGCCUCACCUGCCACAGGUAUGUGCAUUCAAUUUCCACUAAAAAUAUCUCAACAGGUUGGAGGGGCAGGAAAUAGUCUCUUACUGUGACUACGCCAUGAGGGCUAGGUCAGAGGGUGUUUGUAUAACUGAAGUGGAAUAGGGAGUGUCUAAAGAUGUAUUUGGUCAAAACAGAAUUUGCAGCCAGGCUAAAGCAAAAUCUGUAGCUGAUCUAAUGAAAUGUGAGGGGAAAAGAAUGGAGCGAGACCUGUCUGUCUCUGGAUAAAAGAAAUAUCAGAAAUAGUUCAGAAAAUAUCAGCACUGGUAUGUGUGUGGCUGCAUACUUUUGUACAUCAACUGAUGCCAGUGUGUUUGUUCAGUCAGGAGGACUCUUGAGGGGCAGUUCUGAAGCACACCUCUCUGCAAACCUCGAGUCUGCACAGCAGGGAGCUGAAGUGGAGGAUUAACCUUAGUGUGACGUAAGCUCUGGAGAAACAUUUCACCGGGAGGUUGUUCAAGAAGGUGAGAAGAUGCCAAUGUCAGCUCCCCGAGGCUGCGGCAGCAUCGAUGCUGACUAUUACCUACUCUGUGACAUGGAGAAGGCCUGGGGAAUUGUCCUGGAGUCACUGGCUGCAGCUGGCGUCCUCAUCACCAUUUUCCUCAUCUGCUCGCUCUUCUUUCUCAUCUGUAAAGUCCAAGACAACAGCAAGCGGCACAUGAUCUCCGUCUAUUUCUUCUUUCUCUUAGGCACGCUCGGCAUUUUUGGUCUCACUUUUGCCUUCAUCAUUCAACUCAAUGACAGGACUCGCCCCACUCGCUUCUUCCUAUUUGGAGUCAUCUUUGCUCUCUGCUUCUCAUGCCUCCUCACCCAUGCCUGCAACCUCAACAAACUAGUGAGAGGAAGAAAGCCCUUCUCCUGGCUGGUGUUGCUGCUCCUCAUUGUUUCCUUUGCCCUGGUACAAGUUGUGAUCAGCAUUGAGUACUUGGUCACCAUGUUAGUAAACCAGAAAGACAAAUUUCUGAAUAUGUCUGCGGAGGAGACCAACAAGGACUUUGUCAUGCUUUUGAUCUACGUGCUCUUCUUGAUGGCUCUGACCUUCUUGGUUUCCAUGUUCACAUUCUGUGGGUCAUACAAAAGCUGGAAGAGACACGGGGCGCACAUCUUUGUCACUAUCCUGUUCUCCAUUGCCAUUUGGGUAGUGUGGAUCACUAUGCUCACAAAAGGCAACACAGUUUUAAGCAAACGUAGCUGGGAUGAUCCUGUCGUGGCCAUUGCUCUGGUGUCCAAUGGAUGGAUCUUCCUGAUAAUGUAUAUCGUCCCUGAAAUUUGUUUCCUCACUGCCCCUCUGAAGCUGGGGGACUACCCUCCAGAAAAUGACUUCUGCCAACCCAAGUUCAUAAAGCAGACAACUGGAGUGGACAACCGUGCCUACACCCAAGACGAAAUUGUGCAAGGAGACACAGGAGACCUCAGCUACUCCCCAUACUCCUCUCACUUUCAGAUGAAGACCAUUGAACCCCAAAAUGAAUUCUCCAUCCCUCGGCCCAAGGCCCGGACAAGCCCGUACCAUGACUACACUGGUGGGAAAGGCCCCAUGUAGCAGCUCCUCGGCGAGCAAAGAGACAAAGCACCCAUCAGCAGAGGUGUGGGGAAUGGGCCACGUGGUGACAAGUGAGUCGAUCCUGCAGAAGAGACUGAGUCAACCCACACCAGCAAAAGAGGAGAGGGGUCCUCUUUUCCCCGCACAGGCACCCCUGUAGCCCCUCUCAUUCGUCAAACACAGCUUUCAGACACCGCUCUGGCCAUCCUGUCCCCGCUCACUCUGUUUCUCCGUGGGAUGGAGCUCAUCUCUUCUGACGGAGCAACGUGCUGGGAAGAGCCUGUCCUGGCCUAUUUUCAGCAGGAAUGCUGUAGGGCUAGAGCAGCAGGAAGAUCAUCGGCCGGUCUGCGCCCGGCUCUGCCCCAGCCAGGACUCGCUCUGAUCAGCUCGCGGGGAUGGCUGAGCCCUACACCUGAUGGGAGAAGAGGUGGGAGCAGGAGCAUCAGCCCUACACAUCCCCACUCCUGCCCACUCGUAAACACGCCUCAGGUACUCCCGAGGACAACCUAUCUAUCCACUGUUACUUUUGUGCCCACUCCCAGCUCUGCCUGGCUCUCCUCCAGAGAUCAGUGGAGAAGAGACAGAGAGGGAGAGAAAGAGUAGUCCUUUUUAUUUCUUCAUGUUCACCUCCAACCCGUUCCUCAUCACCUAGAGACCACGGUGGAGAGGGGGAAGGAAAUUUAAAGACAUGAAAAUCUCUACACCUAUUUACCCUGACGCAUUUUCUGAUUUCUGCUCUAGCACCAGCCUCUCUCCCAGCUCUGACUCCUGACCACGCGCCCCAGCCGAGCUCCCCAGGCUGCCUCUGCCCACCCCUGCAAACCCUCCCUCCCCACCCCUGCCGCCCCAGGCUGUGAUCCCUGCAGACAAAACCUCUUCCAUGCAGCAACUUGCAAUACCCUGGUGGGAUUUAAGCCCGUGUACCUUGGAGCUCUGCCUCCUCCCGAGUGUGUCUGUGGCAUAAACACAAACAUUUCCCAAGCAGCUACGUUACAGAGGGCGGACGCCCUUCUUCCCGCGAGUGAGCGAGCCUGUGCGUGUGUGUGUGCGUGCAUACGUGUGUGUGCGUGCGUGUGCGUGUGUGUGCGUGCGUGUGCGUGCUGUGUGCGUUCCGCAUGGACUGCACCCUGGUGAUGAGCAACACAUCUGCAGAGCUGAAUCAUUCUGUAGCCUGCUUUUCAUUUGGUAAAUAGCUUUCCAUGAUAUUUCAUAUAUAAAUACACAGAGCUCUCCAAGUGGGUGUGUAUGGUACACUGGUGUCUGACACAGCUAUAUAUUUAUUUAGUACUUUGUAUGUGGAAUAUUUAAUUAAUAAAAACCCAAACAGCCUGA
This is a messenger RNA of Aquila chrysaetos chrysaetos, 4535 nucleotides long. Its product is annotated as retinoic acid-induced protein 3-like. Gene Ontology annotation, molecular function: G protein-coupled receptor activity; protein kinase activator activity. Bases 2133 to 3203 code for a protein of 356 amino acids. Gene Ontology annotation, cellular component: plasma membrane; intracellular membrane-bounded organelle; extracellular exosome. The transcript is spliced from 4 exons. The record is from RefSeq and is a predicted model, not a curated record. Gene Ontology annotation, biological process: G protein-coupled receptor signaling pathway. NCBI's taxonomy places the organism in Eukaryota, Metazoa, Chordata, Aves, Accipitriformes, Accipitridae.